Molecule: messenger RNA, 3205 nt
Organism: Linum trigynum
Lineage: Eukaryota; Viridiplantae; Streptophyta; Magnoliopsida; Malpighiales; Linaceae
Source: the annotation of a GenBank genome assembly
CAUGAUCAAUUCAGACCCAACGGCUUGAUUCGAGUUACUCACACACACUAGACCCUUUCUUAUCUUUCCUAUCCUCGACUCGACUCGACUCCCUUUUUAUUUCCCAUCAACACAGAGCUUGUGCCCUACUCGUGCCACUCUCGCAUCUCGGACUCCCUUCGCUCGUUUCAUUCCUCUACUCAGCACAGGUCCGUUUCCUCCUCUCGAUAUUCCGAUCUCCUUCCAGCUGAUUUCUUGCUCUUGUGAUUCGUUUCUCUCCGUCGAUUCUCCUGUUUCUGUUGAUUCCGACGAUCGGUUUUCUGGAUCUGUCGCUGGAACGGCUUUGUGAAAUGUGCGGGAUGUUUGAUGAGAUUCGCGUGUGUUCUUGUUUGUUCGCCGGUCGUCGUAGCUCCGAUUUCUUUCUCGAAGCUCCUUCCGUCUGCUCAAUCCGAUCUGGCUGUAUUUUCUUAUUUUGUUUAUUUUUUCCAGAAUCUGCCGGCGACAAUGGCGAAGAACUACCCCACCGUGAACGAGGACUACAAGAAGUCCAUCGACAAGGCCAAGAAGAAGCUCAGAGCCUUGAUCGCCGAGAAGAACUGCGCUCCUCUGAUGCUCCGUCUCGCAUGGCACUCAGCUGGGACCUUCGAUGUGAAGUCAAAGACUGGCGGCCCAUUCGGAACCAUGAGGUACGCGGCCGAGCUGGCCCAUGGGGCUAAUAAUGGGCUGGAUAUUGCUGUGAGACUCCUUGAGCCCAUCAAGGAGCAGUUCCCUAACAUCACCUACGCUGAUUUCUAUCAGCUCGCUGGUGUUGUUGCUGUCGAGAUCACUGGAGGACCUGAAGUUCCAUUCCACCCUGGUAGAGAGGACAAGCCGCAGCCACCUCCAGAGGGCCGCCUCCCCGAUGCUACCAAGGGAUCUGACCACCUGAGAGAUGUCUUUGGCACCAUGGGUCUAAGCGAUCAGGAUAUUGUUGCUCUAUCUGGUGGCCACACUCUGGGAAGGUGCCACAAGGAGCGAUCUGGGUUUGAAGGCCCCUGGACUGCCAACCCUCUUAUCUUUGAUAACAGCUACUUCAAGGAGCUCCUGAGUGGUGAGAAGGAAGGUCUUCUACAGUUGCCAACUGACAAGGCACUACUCUCUGAUCCCGUCUUCCGCCCCCUUGUUGAUAAAUACGCUGCGGACGAGGAUGCUUUCUUCUGCGACUAUUCCGAAGCUCAUCUGAAGCUGUCCGAGCUCGGAUUCGCUGAUGCUUAAGCUGUAGUAGCGAUUUGGUGGAUGAUGUAGUGGAUGGUGCCAAACAAUCUGGGGUGCGAGUUUUCAGAAGAGGUGAUGGCUGAAUUUGUGGGCUUUUUUUGGGAUCAUGUUCCAUGUUACGGAAAUGAGCUAGAUCUCCAUGGGAACAUGUCCGACUCUAGUUUGGUGCCAAUCCUUUUAGACUUGAAUAACAAGAAUAUUUCGCUGUAUUUGUUUAUGGCUGAGAAAUGCAAGAAUGCGAUUUGGGGGACUGACUGACUAGCUUGAAUGUUCAUUCAUUACGUUUAUUCAUAUGCAAGAAGGAACAAGGCAAGAUGAUGGGUUGCGCACGGCAUGGUCAUCGUCCUUGGUGGGAAUUUGUGAUUUUAUUUUAUUUACCGUCAACUGUUCGCGGACUUAGACUGCAAGUGAGUUGAGUUGCUUGUGAGCACGACACUGAGGAAUUUGAGAAGUUGGGAGACUCCAUUGAGGGAGUUAUUCAUAAUGGAUAACUUAAACAGUUCAUCUAAAGUCUCAAAAGCUCAAUCCAACAACCUUCAUCAUCGGACAAAGAAAAAGCUCCACAAGGAAGCGGAUCGGUGUUAAAUGCUGUUGUACAAGUCCAUACAUGGAGGAGCCGAACUACAAUAGGAAUGUUCAAUAUCUCAUAAGACCUACGCUUGAACUUUGGUCAGCUCCACCUCCAUUACCACAGAUCAUAAUCCUAUCUUCUUAGAUUCUCGAGACCUCGAGGAUAUCGAAUAUCCCCAUGAUGACCCUCUGGUAAAUGAGGCUACUAUCGCCAACUACACCAUGUAACGAGUUCUCGCAAAUGGAUGGAGAUCAAUCGACAUACUUUUUUACGCCGCUUUUUGCUCGUUGGGUCCUGUCACUCUCUGACGAGGUAAAGUUCAGCACCCGACCGAGAGAUGACAAUUCUGUUCAUCGCCGAUGGCAGAACAGGAGAAGAGAGAGAGAGUGAUCUGGGUGGAGGUCUGAAGACCAAGUCGAUCCAGCCCAGCGGCGCAGAAACAUUCCAGGCAACCCAAUGGAUAUUUUCCCUGGAAUGGUUCGCUUCGAUUGCAUCUCAUUUCCAGAAUCGAGAUCGGGCAGAAUCGGUCCUGGAAACGAGCAAUCACGACCAAAAAACGGCUUUAAUGGUUGUGAAGUUCGGGAUCGAUUCGCGCCAAACCACUGAUGAAGAAACAUCGAGGAAAGUCCUAGGAAGCUGGAUUCGUCAAUUCAGUGCGGGAAUGCUUGAAUACAAAAGCUCCAAAAUCGAAUAGGGAUUCCUGUGCCCAGAAAAUCUGAACUGUGACGAUGGCGGGAAAACUGAAUUCUUCGAUUCGAGCGAGAUGGUGCAGAUUCGAAGCCACGGACUGGUGCAGAACUUCAAUUGGAAGUAAGACGAAGCUCGAGAGCGCGUUCAAUUGAGUUUGAGAUCCCUGAAGAAUAAACCCUCAAAAUUUCUAGCGAAGAACAUGUAUGACCUAAUUUUGCAGGCACUGAAGUCCGAACAACUUACAUUGGAUCCAAUUUGGGAUCAAUUUUGUGUAUCAUUCGAGAAGAAGAAGGUGCAAGCUUUGAGGGCAAAACUUUUUCAACAAGGGGGCCUGAUAUGAUCCCAUGGAUUGAUCAAGAAGCAAGUUCAAUUGGGAAGAAGGGAUUUGAAUUUUGGCCAAGUAUUUUAUGUGUUUCACGUCGUCAACUUUGGAGGCUUGGUUCCCUCAAUUGGCUCGGUGGAAACCUGAGUUUAAUGGCUUGUUUUGAAGGUGGAUUGUUCUUCUACAAAUGGGAAUGCUUGGAUUCUCAAGGAGAAGCCUGGAAGGUUAUGGUUGAAGCUGGCCAAAGUUCCCAGUUUAAACCGAGAAACUGCCUGAAAAUGGCUAAGGCAUGAACCAUGAUAAAGAAGCUAUCUUGGGAGUUUAAUUUGAACCAGAUGGAGGAGAAUCAAGGCCAGAGAGCUAUGCCACAUUAAAGUAAAUGUUUCAAU